This is a messenger RNA of Kalmanozyma brasiliensis GHG001, 2253 nucleotides long. RefSeq names its product Regulator of chromosome condensation, RCC1. The transcript has a single exon. Lineage: Eukaryota; Fungi; Basidiomycota; Ustilaginomycetes; Ustilaginales. The coding region runs from base 1 to 2253 and encodes 750 amino acids. Gene Ontology annotation, biological process: mitochondrial respiratory chain complex III assembly. The record is from RefSeq and is a predicted model, not a curated record. Gene Ontology annotation, cellular component: mitochondrial inner membrane.
AUGGUAGCAGCUCCGAUCGCGAGAGUAGCGUCAAAGGCGGUUCGCCGUUCAGCUCCGUCGGCUGUUCGAGCACACUCGACCUCGUCCGGUUCCAAGGUCACCACCGCUCCCAUUCCCGCAAAGGAGUCAGCAAGUCGCAACGGCGUUCGUUAUGCUACGACUGCAGCAGCUGUGACGGCCGUCGCUCUCACCACAUGGUAUGCUACUACCUCACCUCUGCAUGCCGAGGCGGCUCCCUCUGUUGCUACCAAUGGCGACAUCACAGUCACCACCAUGUCGCAGCAGGAUCAGAUGCGCCAACGAGCACACCUGCAGGGCGUCUACGCAUGGGGCUCGAAUCGCUACAACGUCGUCGCCCCGGAUGCUCCGCAGGUAACCCUCAUUCGCUCGCCUCGGUCGAUUCCCUUCUUCGAUGGGGUUGCGCUGCGGGACAUCAACUUGAAGGAGAAGCACGGCGUAGCAGUGGACGCCAACGGCGACGUCUACCAGUGGGGUCUCGGAUUCUUCGAUCCAGCGGUCCUUGAGCCGACUGCUAUCGAGGAUGUUCCACUCGGUCGUCGAAGAGAGAAAGCCGGUGCCAAUCUCACCGCUCCUCGUGGUAGCACAGCCAGCCUGGUGCUCAACCCAGUCAAGACGCUCACCGGUAAGAACAUUGUCAAGAUCGAAGCGACCGAGGAGAAGAUCUACGCUCUGUCCAAGGACGGCCACAUCUACGUCUUCUCGGCUGUUCAGCAACUUCAAGCCACGCCAAAGUACCCGGGCUGGUCACCCAACCCGCUCAAGCUUUUCAACGCCUUUGCUGGCGCCGACAUCGAUCACGAGGUCCUUCACCCUGCUCCCUCCGCACACUGGGGCAGCACGGAGAAGGUCCACGACAUCAUCGUCGGGGACCACCACCUGCUGAGCGUCUCCAACAAGGGCCGUACCUUUGCGACCCCAAUCAGCGAAGAGGGCAAUGCAUUCGGUCAGCUCGGCACCCGUCGUGUUUGGCUCAACGCUCCCAAGACACCCGACAGCAAGGCAGGGCACGUCGAGACGCUUCUCGAGCCACGUGUGUUCGCUGAGCUAGAAGAGAACCACGGUGGCCGUCCAGUCUCGACCCUCGUCCCGGAGGGCUGGCUGCCCGCACCCACUUCCGAGACGAACCGCACUACGAAGCCUCGAGCUAGGUCCGAGCCAGCGUUCGAGACCAGCACCGACCCAGCGCCACCGCCCAAGCCCCUCGCAGAGCCCGUCGGCAGCAUCCGAUGGUGCACCACCCUCCACGAGAUCCCCGCUCUCCGCAACAUCAAUGUUGUCCAGAUCGCCGCCGGCAACGAGCACUCGCUUGCCCGCACGCACGACGGACGCGUCCUCGCAUGGGGCCGUCACACGCACGGUCAAUGCGGUCUCGGACCCAGCUUCAGCAUGGAGUGUGUUCCAGUCCCGACCGAGGUUGUUCUCAGCCGUUCGUUCCCCAACAGCUCAAUGGAUGUGCGCGCGAGCUCCAUCGCUGCGGGCGCAGACAACUCGUUCUUCAUGACUACGCGUCGCGAAUCGAGCGGUGGUGGCAUCGGGAUGAAGAUCGACCUGCUCUCCUCGGGCAAAGGCCAGUGGGGUACGAUCGGAAACGCCAUGUGGAGCCAGGUCGUCUCACAGCCUUCGCGCGUCAAGACGGUUUCCGGGCUGAUGGAGUUCUCUGAGGCCUCGGGGAUGACGCACCCGGUGCCGAUCCACAGCAUUAGCGUGGGUAAGCCGGGUCACGUCGCGCUGGUUCUCGACACAGUCGAGUCUGCAGGCCACCUUGCCUUCGGCCGCGACGUCAUGGUCUGGGGCGCCAACGCAGGGUUCCAACUCGGCCUCAGCAAGCGCUCCAACCUUGCGGUGCCACAGCAUCUCAAACCUCUUCCCGCCCUGACAGCGAUCGCAGGCGGCAACAUCAUCUCGGAGCAGGACGGACUGGUGGUCAACCCCGCCAAAGCAGCAGCCAUGUCGGUAGCAACACUACCAACGGCAGACGCGAAGUUGAGGGAGGCAGAUAUCAACUCGGGCGCGCUAACACACAUGCCACACAACCGGCUGCAGCUCGCGUCCAAGACCAAGGCGGAUACGCGGCUGCCACCGAGUAUCGCCGCGAAGGAUCAGCUCGCAGCACCAGGUGCAGGCUCAGCCGCAGCGGCUCAGCAGGGAAAGACAAAAAAGGGUUUGACCGUCGAGGAGAGCAUCAAGGCGGGCACGGUGAGCACGGUUGUGUAUUGGAAGAUCAUCGAAUAG